Hymenoscyphus albidus is the source of this 1156-nucleotide messenger RNA. NCBI's taxonomy places the organism in Eukaryota, Fungi, Ascomycota, Leotiomycetes, Helotiales, Helotiaceae. The record is from the annotation of a GenBank genome assembly.
AUGUCAGCAAAAAUCAUUUUGUGGUUGGCUUUUGCUUUGAUCCAUAGAACUGUAUCACAGGAGCCUGAUCCAAUAUAUACAACAACUGUGCACAACAAUACAACGGCCUCAAUAAAGAUCUGGUGGAAAUCAGACAAUCCCGGGACAAUUGGUUGGACCAGGAAGGGGAGUGGUGUAUGUAUGUCUGAGAUUGCAAUGGGUUCUCUUGCCAAAUACAAGUUAACUCUGCCAUAGAUGGUAAUUGGUAUUGUCCAAAAUCAAGCACUUACUUUGUUGUGGUAGAGAACAGCACUCUAACUCGAGGGCAAUGUGCACGAACGGCAUCUUUGGCAUCUGUGACAUCUCUAGAUGCCAACCCGUGUAUAGAUACUUCGAGAACGAAUUGGCCUACCCCUUGGUGAGUCGAGCGAUUAUGUAAACUUAUCUUGUCCCAAGGCGAGUUGAGGUGGAGCCCUCCAAAGUCGUGCGCGACUUCUUCGCAUUGCGCGGUCACAUGCCAGAACUUUCAAAACUGUGCAUUGUCGAAGACACAUUUACUGAUACGAAGUUAUUAUCAAAGUCCCAGCAAUAAACGAUGUUAUUCUAUCGACAUCCAAGACAAAGAGGGUUUUGCCAGGGAAUCGGUAAUUUAUUACGGGUGUGAUUUCGAUGGAUCAGAAGCCGAGGCCUACCGCGACGAACCAGCCUCAGCAGCAGCCGAAAGUACAACCACUUCUUCACUCUCAACAACCACGUCACCACCCUUCUUAAUACCAACUCCAGCCUCCUCAGCAAUCCCACCGCCAACAUCAUUAGCGCCUUCACCACUUCCAGAAGCGACUAGUGUUCCACCCUCAUCCAAACAACGAGCAAAUAUACUCACGCAGGGCGAGAUUGCAGGUAUCGUCGUUGGCUCUCUCACGGUCAUUGUUGGUAUCAUCGCUUGGCUAUGUCCUCAUCCAGCAAUGCUGAAGCGGGGUGUGAAAUAUUGGCUUGCUGGAAGAUUUCAGAAGAAGAAACAUGAGGAUAUCGAUGAGUUGCCACUGAAUCGGCUCAACCGACUCAACCGAACUAGGACAUUUUGAUAUUAGCGGAAGGGAAUCAGGGCAUUGGCGUAAUUAUGUUACUCAUUUCACGGGGCUUGGUCGGCGUUGAUUGGCAUAAUUUGGUGUAUAAU